CAGCCUCGCGCUGCGUCUGACAGAUUCACAACCUCCCAUAGUGUAUAGCCACAACUAUGAUUACAAAUUCCUCAAUGCAUUUUCAUUCCAGGAUGUGCCAUUCUCUUCGUUUACACUAAGAUUUUGUUUUAUUUGAAAAUAUUUAUGUUUAGUUUUAGGUGCAUAAUUUUGCGAGGAUUUCCGAGGUGCCAACGGGAGUGACUUUGGCAAUAUGCGCCGCUGGGAUAUGAUUUUCAACCGAAAGGCUUAUGGAAUAUAGCCUGGUUUGUCACAGCCUGUAUGCCCUCUGGUCCAGCCCCGUGAAGAAGAAACUAAUACUGCUCAGCAUCAUGUUUUUAAUCUGGGUAUACAUGCUGUACUCCUGCGUGGGCUACUGCUCCACCAUGCCAAGUUUGGUGGUGGACAGUUACCGGGGCAAGGAGACUGUGUCUGCGGUGGGGAAGAGGACAGAGAGCGGCAGGACGGACCUGGUGUCCCGGCUGCUGGCCAAGCCGCAGCCCUGGGAGGAUAUAGAGAGCGACUACGAGGAGCCGUCCAUCAGGACUGCCGCGUCCAGAGACCUGCUGGAUAACGAGAUGGACAUGGACCGAGCCGAGGACUGGGACGAGAUGCGGGGAGAGCAGCAGAGAGCCCCGGAGCCCAGCGCCAUGUCCAGCUUCUCCAACGGCUCCGGGAGCAAGAAGCUGCCGCAGGCGAUCAUCAUCGGGGUGAAGAAAGGAGGGACCCGGGCUCUGCUGGAGUUUCUCCGGGUUCAUCCGGACAUCAGAGCCGUGGGAGCGGAGCCGCACUUCUUCGACCGAAACUAUGACAACGGACUGGAGUGGUACAGGGAGCUGAUGCCCAAGACUCUGGAGGGCCAGAUCACCAUGGAGAAAACCCCCAGCUACUUUGUGACCAGAGAGGCUCCGGCCAGG
Notothenia coriiceps (black rockcod) is the source of this 914-nucleotide messenger RNA. RefSeq names its product heparan sulfate glucosamine 3-O-sulfotransferase 3B1-like. The transcript has 2 exons. Gene Ontology annotation, molecular function: [heparan sulfate]-glucosamine 3-sulfotransferase activity. Lineage: Eukaryota; Metazoa; Chordata; Actinopteri; Perciformes; Nototheniidae. The annotation marks the transcript as partial. The record is from RefSeq and is a predicted model, not a curated record.